Molecule: messenger RNA, 840 nt
Organism: Naegleria gruberi
Lineage: Eukaryota; Heterolobosea; Eutetramitea; Acrasida; Naegleriidae
Exons: 1
Coding region: 1-840 (279 amino acids)
Molecular function (GO): calcium ion binding
Source: RefSeq, a predicted model, not a curated record
AUGCCUUCCACUCUUUCACAAGAAUCCAUUCUCCAAUUCAAACAUUCCUUCUCCUUGCUAGAUACUGAUCGGAAGGGUUUUGUGACCAUUGAUGAUAUCAAGAUUAUGUUGAGAGCACUUCAUAUUAGAAUUGAUGAGGAGGAUAUUGAUGAUUUGAUUCAUCAGGUAAAAUCAAUGGAUAGAGAAACUGUGGAGAGAUUAUAUGAAACCUCUGUUUAUAACGUUAAUUUUUCAACAGUUAAUAAUAAUAAUACAACAACCAAUGGUAAUUAUAAUACAGAGAGUAGUAGUGAGCAACAAUUGUCAUCAUUGGAUGAGGAGGAAUCAUUGGAUGAUGAGGAUGAUGACAAUUCAUUGGCAAUGACAGAGAAAGACACCAACAAGAACAUUGUAGAAUUGGUCAAUAGUAAUGAUAAUUCAUCCAUUAUUCCACUUGUGAAGAUUAAUCCAAAGAGAUUGAAAAAAUCGGAAAAGUUUAUUGCUUAUAGACAUGGUUUCGAUUUACCAGAAUUUAUUGCUUUUAUUUCUUUUGCUGUGAAUAGAGAAUAUCCAAAUAUUGGAGCUCAUCCAAAUGAAAGUUUUCAAGAAUUGGAUACAGAUGAGUUGAUAGGGAAUAGUGGAAAUCAAUCACAAUUAUUUGAAAAUAUGGAUGAAUUAUUCUCUAUAUUUGAGGAUGUUAAUGAUAAGGGAUAUAUUACCAAAGCAUCAUUAAAAUCAGCGAUUGAGAAUGUUGGUGAAUUCCUUCCAAAUGAAAUAUUUGAUCAAAUGUUUCACGAGGUUGAUUUUGCAAAAACUGGGAAAAUAUCUAGAAUCCAGUUUGCAUCCAUUUUUGAUCAUUGA